Messenger RNA from Elgaria multicarinata webbii, 7354 nucleotides. RefSeq names its product collagen alpha-6(VI) chain-like. The coding region runs from base 145 to 6921 and encodes 2258 amino acids. The transcript has 38 exons. The record is from RefSeq and is a predicted model, not a curated record. Lineage: Eukaryota; Metazoa; Chordata; Lepidosauria; Squamata; Anguidae.
AGUAUCUUGGGAUCCUGGCCCAAUCAAGUCAUUCCAGUAAAUUACAGCUCAUAGCAGAUUAAUGGAAUGCUGCUGGAAAGGCUGGUCAUAAAAGGGCUGGUGCUUCCUAAGACACUUUGCAGAAGAUAACACUAUGAGUAUUCCAUGAGCAUCUUCAUAGUUGAUUCAUUUCUUGGAUCAUCUGUGCACAAUCUGAAGAUGUUUCCGGUUUUGUUCCUUGUUAUUCUUCUGGCACAGACUUCUGUGACACACAAACCUGCCUCUGAGUCUGCAGACAUUGUCCUUUUGAUCGACAGCUCCGAUGCCGUUGGCAGAAGGGCUUUUUCCUCUGUGAAAUCGUUUGUGAACAGAAUAAUCAGCAGUCUUCCAAUAGGCCCGAACAAAUAUCGUGUUGCACUUGUGCAAUACAGCGACGAUGUGCACAUUGAAGUUCAGCUGGAUGACUUUAAAGCAAGGAACCCCAUGCUGAACCACAUUAAAAAGAGCUUUGCAUUCAGGGGUGGAUCUUUAAGAACCGGGAAUGCCAUACAAACGGUCCAUGAGACUUUUUUCAAAACCCCAAGAAAAGACAGAAACCAGAUUUUGGUGGUCUCAACCUCAGGGCGGUCAGAAGAUGCUGUGGAAGAUGCUGCAAAGGUAUUACAGGAUGAGGGGGUAAAGGUCAUAGCUUUGGGAACACUGGAUGCAUCUCUGCAAGAGCUGGAAGCAAUGGCUACCCACCCCUUCUACUAUUAUUUUGAUACACCGAGGGAUCUCCUAAAGUUUUCCGCAAACAUGCCCGAUGUCAUUAGAAAUGCCAUAGAAGUGGAUAUUAGCAUUUUCAUCUCAACGACUUCUCCACCUAGCACGGUCAUCUCAAUGACUGCUCCUCCUAGUGUAGUAUCACAUGGAGCAGCUUGGCCUUUAGCAGUUGCAGCAUGUCAUGACUAUUUAGUUGUAGAUGUCGUAUUUGUGUUGGAUGAGAGUAUUCCAAGCAGAAAUGCUAAAGAUAUGAAAGCAUUCUUAAAAGACACAAUAAAUUUGCUUGACGUAAGGGAUCGAUGCACAAGAAUUGGCCUAGUGACAUACAGCACUGAGCCAAAAAUAUUAUCUUCCCUGAACACCGAAACAGAGAAACUGGAUAUUCUAAAGAGAAUUCAGGACUUUUCCCCCAAAGAAGGGAAAGCUCACCUGGGUGCUGCCCUUAAUUUUACCAGGAAAAAACUCUUCACAGCGGCUGAAGGAAGCAGAAUGUCUCAAGGAGUGGAACAGUUGGCCACCAUCAUCACCCACAGACCCUCCAAUGAUGACAUAAUAGAGGCCGCUACUCUCCUCCGGCGGUCUGGUGUGACUGUAUUUACCAUAGGCAUAGAAGGGGCGAAUACCACCCAGUUAACUCAGAUAGCAUCAUAUCCACCAGAACGGUAUGUUACAACACAUGUCACAUUUCCUGAUCUUCCAAGUCAGAGUCAGGUUUUUCAAAAGAAACUUUUCAACCGAAUACAGGACAUACUCCAUGUCCAACGUGGAAGAGAAGUACUGCUCGAAACAGGAUGUGAGAGCACAGAAAAGGCGGAUAUUUAUUUUCUCAUUGACGGUUCUUCAAGCAUUAGUUGGGAUGAUUUUAUUGACAUGAAGACUUUUCUGCAGGAAGUGGUCCAACUGUUUACUGUAGGGCCUGAUCAUGUUCGAUUUGGAGUUGUGCAAUACUCAAACAAUUAUAGAACAGAAUUUGAACUUCACGAGUACACUAAAAGCAGCAAUUUAGAGAAAGCCAUUAAUAAUAUCAAGCAAUUGACAGGAGAUACAUAUACCGGAGCAGCUAUACGUUCCAUGCAGCCAUUGUUUGAAAAGGCAAGAAAGCAGCGUGACAGCAAAGUGCCCUGCUAUCUCAUUGUGCUGACAGAUGGAGAAGCACAUGACGGUGUACUGGAACCUGCCAGGAAGUUGAGGAAUGAAGAUGUCAUCAUCUAUGCUAUUGGUGUGAAAGAGGCUAAUAAAACACAGUUGUAUGAAAUCGCUGGCUCAAUGUCCAGGGUUUAUUUUGGGCACGCAUUUGACUCCUUGAAAGAUAUAAAAAAGGAUUUUGGUCAAAACAUAUGCUAUGAAAAAGCCUGUAAAGAAAUGAAGGCUGACAUCAUGUUCCUAGUGGACAGCUCUGGUAGCAUAGGCCCUGACAACUUUGAGAAAAUGAAAGACUUCAUGAAGAUGCUGGUGAACAAAACUGACGUUGGUCCCGACCGUGUGCAGAUUGGUGUUGCCCAGUUCAGUGACAUAAAUAAAGGAGAGUUCCCACUCAACAAGUAUUAUGCAAAAACUGACAUCAAUGCGGCCAUUGAGAGAAUGUCUCUCAUAGGUGAAACUACGCUUACUGGAGGAGCACUGAAAUUUGUUUCUGAUUAUUUUGAACCUGCCAAAGGGGCGCGGCCUUCUGUCAACAAGAUUCUUAUCUUGAUCACAGAUGGGGAAGCACAAGAUGAAGUCAGAGCUCCAGCCGCAGCUCUGAGGAAGAUAGGCAUCAUUAUCUAUUCAGUUGGAAUAUUUAAUGCCAAUAAAACACAACUGGAAGAGAUAAGCGGAAAAUAUGAGCAAGUGUUUUAUGUGGAAAACUUUGAUAUUCUGAAGCAGAUAGAAGGCAACAUCAUAUUUGAUAUAUGUGAUCCCCAGGAAGUGUGCAAAAGGAUAGAACGUUUAGAUGUUGUAUUUGUAAUUGAUAGUUCUGGCAGCAUAGGUGACACAGACUAUGAUCUCAUGAAGGAUUUCAUGAUUGGCAUUGUGAAUAAAUCUGAAGUUGACAAUGACUAUGUUCGGUUUGGAGCUGUGAAGUAUUCAGAUGAUCCACACACGCUGUUCUACCUUAAUACCUAUAGUAAAAAAUCAGCAGUCAUUGACGCUAUCCAGCGUGACAUUCAUUUAAGAGGCAGCACUUACACAGCCGAGGCUCUUCAACACUCAGAAGCUCUGUUCACUGAGAUGCGUGGCAGCCGCAAAUCGAAGGAUGUCCCCCAAGUCCUUAUGAUCAUAACUGAUGGUGACUCCAAUGAUAAGGAACACCUUCAUGAAAUAUCACAGAAACUCAGAGACAAUGGAAUUAUUAUCUAUGCCAUUGGGAUAAAAGGAGCAAAGAGUGAUGAACUUCUGACCAUGGCUGGAUCAAAAGAAUACGUGUUUUAUGUGGAUGAAUUUGAUGGGCUACAAAACAUAUCCAAGACAUUAUCAGAUGAACUAUGUAAUAUUUCAAAGCCAGAAUGUGACAUCGAAGCAGACAUUGUUUUCUUAAUGGAUGGUUCCAAAACUAUACCCGAUGAAGAAUUCAAGAUGAUGAAGAAGUUCUUCAAAGAAUUGGUUGACCGGAUUGGUUAUAAGAGCGAAGUACAAUUUGGCAUGGCUCAGUUCAGUAAAUCCUACCAAGAAGAAUUCUGUCUGGGCAAAUAUCAGGACAAAUUAGAGCUGAUGGAUAAAAUCAGCAAUGUUUCAAAGAUGUCUGAGAAAAAAACCUACAUUGGAAGUGCUCUCAGGCAAGUGCAGGACAUGUUCACAUCUCGGAACAGAUCAACUAGAUCAGCUAGAUAUGCUAAUCAAAAGUUGCUGUUAAUCACUGAUGGAAAAUCAGAUGAUGAUGUUGUUGAUCCAGCAGAAAUCCUGAGGGGGAAAGGCGUGGAAAUAUAUGCAAUAGGAGUCGGUGAGGUUGAUGAAAUGCAACUUCAACAGAUAACUGGCUCCCCAGACAAACGAUAUGAAUUAGAUGAUUUCAGUGAGCUGUCAAAUAUUACAAAACAGCUAGCUAAAAAAUGGUGUAAAAGAGAAGUUAAAACAAAAUGUUUUGUGGAUGUGGUUAUGGGAUUUGAUAUCUCAUCUCAGAGUUCAAGGGACUAUUUAUUUAAUAGUCAACGGCGUUUGGUGGCCAAUCUUCCUGAUAUUUUAAAGCACCUUACAUCCUUCAGCACUGUAAGCUGUGGCAAAGAAACAAAAGCACAGUUCAGUGUGGCUAUUGCCAUGGAAAACACUGACCAACCUGUCUCAUCAAGGCUCCAAGUUGACUUUAAAAAAAUCCUAGAGGAACUCAGAAAUGUUAAAAUCGGUGCAUCUCAUCUCAAUGUUGAGUUCUUGGACAGAAUUUGGAAUAGAGUUAUUCAGCAUCAUGAUCAAAACCGAAAUCAGGUGUUACUUCUUUUCUCUGAUGGCUUGGAUGAUGAUAUCGAAGCACUGGAAAAAAAAUCUGAAGAACUUCGACAAAGAGGACUCGAUGGAUUGAUCACCGUUGCCUUGGAAGGAGCCACCAACUUCGAUAAACUUCAUCACAUUGAAUUUGGAAAAGGAUUUGGAUAUAAUUAUCCAUUAACUAUUGGCAUACAAAAUAUUGCCAAAAGGUUACAUGAGUAUAUGGUCACAAUUGCUGAGAGAAAAUGCUGCUGUGUGCUUUGUAGGUGUGCAGGGAUGGAGGGACCCACAGGGCCAAGAGGCAAAAAAGGACCUCUGGGACAUGCUGGUAUUGAUGGCAGUCCGGGACAUCCCGGAGAAGAUGGGGAGCCAGGUGCCAGGGGAACUGUUGGACCAGAGGGAGAACAAGGUGUUAUGGGAUGCCAAGGCAAUCAUGGGCAGAAGGGGCUAAGAGGACUAACUGGAGAAACGGGAGAGAAUGGGAUUGAUACAGUUGAUGGAAUUGAUGGAGAAGAGGGAGCGCGUGGAUUACCAGGACUAAAGGGAGAAAAUGGCGACCCAGGCCAGCUGGGCAGCCCAGGACCAAGGGGACUUCCUGGUGAUGAUGGUCAAAAAGGCUUCCAAGGAGAUCCUGGUAAUCCCGGAGCGGACAAUUACGUAAGAGGAAGUCCUGGCCUCAAGGGGACACGAGGGAGGAAGGGAGAAAGAGGACCAGAAGGUUCACCCGGCUUUGUGGGAUCCCAAGGAAACAAAGGUGCUGAUGGUCAGAGAGGACGUCCUGGCCCAGCGGGGUCAAAAGGAACUCCUGGUCCAGAUGGUAGGGUAGGAGAUAGAGGAUUUCUAGGUCCACAGGGGGCAGAAGGAGCAAAAGGUGUGAAAGGAGAGAAAGGAAUUGCAGGAAGUGUCGGUCUUCAGGGAAACUUUGGAGAGAAAGGCUCUACUGGAAAUCUAGGAAAACCUGGAACUACAGGAAAUAAAGGAGAACCUGGGAAUCCUGGUACCCCAGGAGCAACAGGCCACGCUGGUCGUCGGGGAUUGAGGGGGGAAGAAGGGACUCCUGCAACUGGCAGAUCGGGAAAGAGAGGACCAAAGGGACAAGAAGGUUGUCCAGGAGACUUUGGAAUGCAGGGUGAUUUGGGAGAUAUAGGAAAUCCUGGAGAACCUGGACCCAAAGGGCAUAAAGGAAGAAUGGGUCCUCCAGGACAAGUAGGUGGAAAAGGUGAUCCAGGAGCACGGGGAAAUCCAGGACGUCCGGGUUUAAAAGGAGCAAGGGGUCCGUCUGUGUUUUCGCCGUGUGAACUCAUUGAAUAUGUGCGUGAAUUGAGCCCCUGUUGGACGGGAACACGAGAAUGCCCAGUAUAUCCCACUGAAUUAGUGUUUGCCUUGGAUGUAUCCCAAGAUACCACGCCCCAGCUAUUUGAACGAAUGAGAGAGAUUGUCAUAGGCAUUGUGAAUGAUAUCAAAUUCAGAGAGAGUAAUUGCCCUGUGGGAGCCAGAGUGGCUGUUGUAUCCUACAACUCCGAUACCCACUACCUGAUCCGCUUCUCAGAUUUCCACCGGAAGAGCCGGUUGCUCCAGGAGCUCAGGGCUCUUUCUUACCAAAGAUCAACAAGCAGACGGGACAUUGGUGGGUCUAUGAGGUUUGUCGCCAGAAAUGCCUUCAAGCGAACUCUCCAAGGUGCUAAUGUGAGAAAAGUGGCUGUGUUUUUCAGCAACGGCCCAUCCGACAAUCCAAGUUCUAUCGACACAGCAGUCCUGGAGUUCAGCGCCUUAGAUAUCCAUCCAGUGGUCGUUGCUUUUAAAAACAUUCCUGAAGUCAACCGUGCUUUUGCGAUGGAUGACACAAGAUUGUUCCAGGUUAUCAGUAUUCAUCAGGAGAGAGAUUAUAGUACAGCCUUACAGAGAUUACAGUCAUGUGUGCUUUGCUACGACAAAUGCAACCCAGAUGAAUCUUGCUUCCGUCUUGACCCAUCCCCACGGGAGGCCUACAUGGAUGCGGCUUUCAUUCUGGACAGCUCAAGGAAAAUAAGCCCUGUUGAAUUUCAGAAAAUGAAAGAUUUCCUGAGCACGGCACUCGACAACUUUGACAUUGCUGCUGAUCCACAGACCUCUUUAAAGGGUGACAGGGUGGCCGUGGUGAGCCACACUCCACUGGAAUUCAGACCCCAAACACGGAGGAGUCCAGUUAAAACGGAGUUUGACUUUGUGACUUUUAGCAAUAAAAGACGGAUGAAAAGGCACAUCCAGGCGUCUGUCCAGCAGCUGAAUGGAUCCGCUGCCGUUGGCCAUGCCAUACAGUGGACAGUCAAUAACAUAUUUUCAGUAACACCCAACCAGAGAAAAUACAAAGCUAUUUUCAUUAUAUCUGCUGGAGAAACAAGUCAGUGGGACAAGGAGGUGUUGGGCGAUGCAUCCUUGAGAGCCAAGUGCCGUGGCUAUGCGGUCUUCGUGCUCUCACUAGGGGCUGAGUAUGAUGCCGUAGAACUUGGCCAACUGGCAAGCGUCCCCCUGGAGCAACACUUGGUACAGCUGGGCAGAACCCACAAGGCCAAGCUUGGCUAUGCAGCGAAUUUUCUGAAGCCCUUCGUACGUCUCCUCAAGGGUGAAAUCAACAGCUAUCCUCCAGCAGAGCUGAGAGAAAAAUGUGCACAAAUUGAGCAAGAGAAGCCUUUGAAGGCACAGUUACAAGGUUUGGGUUUUGACAUUGGUGGGCCAAUGUCAAGUGGCGAUUAUCCUCUCAAUGCUGAAUCUGUUUUCCUGGAGUCCCAGCCUAUCCAUUAAGAUUCAUCAGCAGAGGACAUCAAACUGUUGUACUUGGAAAUUAACAACAUCAUUCAACUUAGUAAUUAUACUGAAGAAAGACAAUUCUGCACAAGCUUGUCAAACAGUACUGUCCCACACUAUUUUUCUUGUUUUACCCAAUAACUCUGAGGAGUCCAUUGAUUCUUUUGAUUAAAAAAAUUCAAAGGCAAAUAAAUUUCCAUUAAAAAAAGUUGCCUUUUUUUUUAAAAAAAACAACAACCAUGAGAUCACUCAUUACAUUUAGGGAAGAUGAAAACUGAUGUUUCUGCCAAGACAGGUUAAAAAUUAAGUACGCUUUGAUGCAAAAAUGUUGUCCUUGAAAAACCUAGAUUUCUAAAUACAACCUAUGAGCUGGUUGAAUUAGGUCCUCAAUAUAUAGCAUUGGGCAAAAGGCGGGAUACAAAUAAAUUAU